GCCCCGCGGGCUGAGGCCGCGCCCGCCCCGUACCCUCUCCCGGUGCGCCCUCCGGUCCUGCCGCCGCCAUGGCGCUUAUCGAGGGCGUCGGCGAUGAGGUGACGGUGCUGUUCGCGCUGCUGCUGGCGGCCGCCGUGCUGGGGCUCGCCUGGGCCUCCACGCGCGCCCCCGAGCCCGCGGCGCCGCCGACUGAGGCGGCCCCGAGCACGGCCCCUGCCGAGCGCAAAGCUCCGAGCCCAGCCCCGGCCCCGGCCGAGGAAGCGGCGGCCUCCGAUGAGGCGGUGGGGCUGCGGCACCGGAACCCUCCCGCGGCCACGGCCGAGGGCCCCGCCGAGCCCACGCUGGUGCUGCGGCUCAAGUUCCUGAACGACACGGAGCGCCUGGCGCGGGUGCGCCCCGGGGACACCGUCGGUGCGCUCAAGAGGACCUACUUCCCCGGGCAGGAGCAGCAGGUGCGGUUGAUCUACCAGGGGCAGCUGCUGCGUGACGAUUCGCAGAGCCUGGCAGGGCUGCACCUGGGCCACCUGAGCGUCCUGCACUGCCACCUGUCCCCGCCCAGCGCGGCCCCCGCAGCCCCCAGCACCCCCGGUCCCCGCAGCCCCGCACCCGCCGCGCUGGGCGUGGGCAGCCUGGCACUGCCUCUCUUCGUGCUGUUGCUGGCCCUGCUCUGGUACCUGCAGCUGCAGCACCGUCACGUCUUCACCGCCACCGCCACCACCUGCCUGGCUGGCCUCACCUUGCUCGUCACCUUCGUGGCCUUCGCCAUGUACCGCAGAUAGCGCGGCCUAGACCAGCGCCUGGCACACGGGGACCUAGAGCCACGCCUGGGACACUCAGAGCCUGCCCAACCCACCUGGGACACAGGGCUCUGCGUUCAGCCCAAUCGACAUAUCGGGGACAUGUGGGGGCUGCCCACUGCACCUCAAGUGGGGGGCUGGGCCCUGGGCUGUGUCCCCCACAGGCCCAGGAGCCUCCAGCAGGCGCCCACCCACACCCUGUCUGCACACAGGGGCUGUUGCGGGAGUGGUGGCUCAGCUACCUCGGGGGGGUCCCAGUGCCCCCGUCCCUGCACGGAGCAUCCCCCAGGCACUCUGCCUGCGGAGCUCCUCAGGUGCGGUCCUGCUCGGGGGGAUGUCCGUGCCCGCGGAGCUGCUCCUCCUGGGAAUGCAGUUUGGCUGCUCCUGGUGCACGGGGAAGGACACGAGCCCAGGGAUGCCGAGGGUCCUGGUGCCGGCGGGAUGUGCUCCUGAGGUCCCGGUGCUGGGGGUGGCCGCACUCCCCACUGUCCCGGGGGUUCCGAAGCUGUGUUGGGGGUCGCACCCCCCAGCGCCGUUCCGAUUAAAGCGGAAGGACUGUGA
Molecule: messenger RNA, 1358 nt
Organism: Catharus ustulatus (Swainson's thrush)
Lineage: Eukaryota; Metazoa; Chordata; Aves; Passeriformes; Turdidae
Gene: TMUB1
Product: transmembrane and ubiquitin like domain containing 1
Exons: 2
Coding region: 69-779 (236 amino acids)
Molecular function (GO): protein binding
Source: RefSeq, a predicted model, not a curated record